Messenger RNA from Cercopithifilaria johnstoni, 1605 nucleotides. NCBI's taxonomy places the organism in Eukaryota, Metazoa, Nematoda, Chromadorea, Rhabditida, Onchocercidae. The record is from the annotation of a GenBank genome assembly.
AUGUCUGUUGAUUACAGUGCGCACGAUUUUCACGAAUCACGUGCUCUUAUAGAUGCUGCUGCGCGUGACAAUAUACACAUUCGACGUCAUGGCGAUACCACGGUGGUCACUGAAUAUCGUGAUCCUUAUUCAUUCUAUUGGCAAUUAGAUCAAGCAAGACCUCGAGAGGAAGAAACACCUAAGCCACUACCACAGACAGAUUACGUCAUCGACGAAGAAAUCAUAAAUGAUGCAGUUCUCUCUCCAGACAGUCAUGAUAGCGGAAUAAACGUCGAAGUACAAUACAGUAGGCCUAUGCGACCUGAUGAUGCUCAGUUCGCAAAGCCACUUCCGGUUGGGUGGGAAAAACACGAAGAUCCAUCCGGUUUUUCAUAUUAUUGGCACGUGGAUAGUGGCACGAUACAGAGAGAGCCUCCGCGUAAGGAAUUACCCUUUGUACCAAUAUCUAUGCAACCUAAGCUUCGUGAUCAAGAGACUCAGGCAGAUGCAUUGCCAGCACUGUCAUCAGUCCAGCAAAUUGUGCAGCUCCCACCACAACAACCGAUUAUCGAAGAGCAUGCAUUCAAACAGACUACCACAAAACGAUCUGUUGAUAAUGAUUUCAGCGGCAAAGAUGAUGACUUUAUAGGCAAACCGGUUCGAUUUGCAGUCCGAUCUUUGGGUUGGAUCGAAAUUCCAGAGGAAGAUUUAACGCCCGAAAAAAGUUCGCGAGCCGUUAACAGAGCCAUUGUGGAUCUGAGCACAGGGCGAAACGAUAUUCUGGAUAAUGUUUCUAAGUGGGGAGAUGGUCGAGAACUCAUAAUGGAAUUAGACGACAGUGAUUUGACAUUAGUUGAUCCUGAUACGAUGUCUGUAGUACAUACUGAACGAAUGCAACACAUUCGAGUUUGGGGAGUUGGGCGAGAUAAUGGCCGAGAUUUCGCAUACGUUGCACGAGAUAGAAAUUCGCGUCGUUUUAUGUGUCACGUGUUUCGAUGUGACACACCGGCACGAACUAUUGCAAAUACUUUACGUGAUAUCUGCAAACGACUGAUGCUUCAGCGACGACCAAAUAGUCUGUCCUCUUUGGAUUAUGGCGAAAGGAGGCUCAUUGCUAAGGACACAUAUUUGCCAACUCCAAUCGAAGAGCCAAAGAAAACUAUUCGGUGUCAUUUCCUGGGUGUUACACAGGUGCCUCGAGCCACAGGUAUUGAAGUCCUGAACGAAGCAGUUGAUCGACUUGUAUCACAGGUUCGAUCAGACAGGUGCAUAUUAGCGAAUGUUUCCAUAGCUCCAUCAACAAUAAUAAUAAGUGAAGUGAACGGUAAUCAAAUUGCUCAGUGUAGAGUGCGAUAUUUAUCGUUUUUGGGAAUUGGACGAGAUAUCAAGCAUUGUGCGUUUAUAAUGAGCACAUCGUCGGAGAAUUUCAUGUGCUAUGUAUUUCACGUGGAACCAUCCGCAGGUCCAAUGGCUAAAACCAUUGAAGCUGCUUGCAAAUUACGAUAUCAGAAGGUUCUCGAUGCGCACGCUGGCGGACGAGCACCAUCAAACGGAAAAGGUUGGAGCGGUUCACUAUGGAAUGCGAUAGGUAACGUACGCGACCGUUUUUCGACAUUGUCGCGUUGA